AUGUCGGACUCGGGAAUUGUUUAUCGAGUCUGCAGUAAAGGGGGGUGUAGGGUUAGAAUUCCCAAAGCUUCUCUUGAUCCUCACACACUUUGUGUGAAUUGUAUGGGUAGAAUUUGCACUUUUGAGGAUAGAUGUGAUGAGUGCUUGAUUUUGGAUGAUAAGGAGUGGAAGGAGUUGGACAGGUAUGUCCGUAAGCUCGAGAGAGAUAGGAUUAGAAGAACUAAGAGUUCCCUUUCCCGUUCAUCUACAAGUCAGGAAGUGGUAGAUAACCCCAUAGUUCCUUCCCCUGCUCCUUCUCAAGGUCAUUUAGUAGAGGUAUCAGCUCCCGAUCCUGUCUCCGAGUCGGGGGCUAAGGACUCAACCUUUGCAGGUAUUCAAGCAGUUCUUGAAAAAAUGGGACAACAGAUUGCCUCUCUUACUGAGCAAGGCAAUCGCACCUGGACUGUUGUAAGUGCCCUGAGUGCAGGUACUAAAGUCAGUGUAAGUGAAAAGUUAAGUGUUAGUGCCAGUGUAGUGGAGGAUGCGUCCGAUCGGUCCUGUCGCGCUCCUAGACCCAGACCUCUUACAAGCUCCCGGACCCAUGGGAGACGUAAAGUCGAAAGUCUAAGGGAGGCGAGAGGCUCUAGUAUCCGGUCGGGCGUGCCCUCAAGCAAACCUAUUGACGCUUCCCAGGUUGCUUCAGACAACCGUAGAAAAGGCUUGUCGAGUGUUUUUGGCUCGUCAUCCGAUGACGUCUCCUCGCGUCGAGGAUGGCGACACUCUACGUCUUCUCGUCCUCUCAAGAGGAAGUUACUUCGUGAUAGUGAGGUCUCGUCAGAGGAGCAACUGCUGGGCUGCAGUCACUGGAGUUCUCCGGAGAGGUUUUCAUCAUCAGAAGCCUCGCCAGCUAAACAGAGCAGGGCAGCUCUUUCGAUGAACGCUCCUCUUCCACCAUCGACUUGGGAGGAAUUACCAAGGAAGCUUCCUACCGAGCGUCCUCAGGAAGUCUUAGAUAGAUCUUCUCCUCCGGCUGCGGUUCGUGCGGGCGAAUCUGACGAGUUACCUUCGACCUCGAGGGGCAAUGAAGCCAAGGAUAUGCUGCAAGGCAUGCAACAGCAGCUGUCAGCCCUAAUGGAAAAGCUGCAAGAACCGAAGCGUCAGCAUGACGCCCCAGGAUUUAUGAAGACUUCGCAAAGCGUCAGUGCCAAGAAGAGUGCAGACAAGCAUGACGCUUCCGAUACACUCGGACGUGACGCUUCCGAGCGUGACGCCAGCGCACAUAGGAGCAAAGAGCGUGACGCCAGCACGCGUAGGAACAAAGAGCGUGACGCCAGCGCGUGUGAAAGAGAUGUACGUGACGCCAACGCUCGUAAGCAUGACGCCCCGGUGGAUCAUGGUGUCAAGGAGCGCAUCGAGACCAGAGGAGAAGCAGAUGACGUUCCUGCUUUGGCUUUGCCUACUUCAUCCGAUGUGGAACGGGACAGAGAGAGACCUUCGGAGAUGUUGGAAGUAGUUUCUGAAGAGGAGACGAAAGAGCAAGUUCCUCCUUCCGACUAUAAGACCCUUAUGCUUCUGUUUCAAGAGCUUUUUGAAACAGAUUUCAAGCCCGCAGCGCCUCGUUCUCCCCGUCUCAGUUCCUUUGUGGAAGGAUGCAGAAUAAGACUGCUUUUACGAGGAUGGUCCUUUCCAUUUCAGCCAAGAAAGCUCUCGCGAGGAUGA
Macrobrachium nipponense is the source of this 1698-nucleotide messenger RNA. RefSeq lists its product as uncharacterized. The coding region runs from base 1 to 1698 and encodes 565 amino acids. The record is from RefSeq and is a predicted model, not a curated record. The transcript has a single exon. NCBI's taxonomy places the organism in Eukaryota, Metazoa, Arthropoda, Malacostraca, Decapoda, Palaemonidae.